AGUCCCUACGCUGGAGCUGAGGCUCAGCUCAGCGCGGAUAAGGGCGCGGAGCGCACUGAGAACCCUACUUUCUCGUGAGACCGAGCCCGGCAAAUGGGCGAAUGAAGAAGGAGAGCAAGGACAUGGACUGCUAUCUGCGUCGCCUCAAACAGGAGCUGAUGUCCAUGAAGGAGGUGGGGGAUGGCUUACAGGAUCAGAUGAACUGCAUGAUGGGCGCACUUCAAGAACUGAAGCUCCUACAAGUGCAGACAGCAUUGGAACAGCUGGAGAUCUCUGGAGGCACGCCCACCUUCAGCUGCCCUGAGAGCUCACAGGAACAGCCUGAGUGCCCUCGCUGGCAGGGUAGUGGAGGUCCUUCUGGGCCUGCUGCCUGGCCCUCCUCCAGCCAACCAUCUUUUGACAGUAGCCCCAAGUUCCCAUGCCGUAGGAAUGUCUGUGGGAAGGAGCUGGCUGUCCUUCCUAAGACCCCGCUGCCGGAGGAGCACCAGAGCUGUACCCAACAGGGGACAGAGUGGGUGGAGCCAGAUGACUGGACCUCCACUUUGAUGUCACGGGGCAGAAAUCGGCAGCCUCUGGUGUUGGGGGACAAUGUUUUUGCAGACCUGGUGGGUAACUGGCUAGAUUUACCAGAACUGGAAAAGGGUGGGGAGAAAGGUGAGACUGGGGGAUCCAUUGAACCCAAAGGAGAAAAGGGCCAGUCCAGAGAGCUGGGUCGCAAGUUUGCCCUAACCACAAACAUUUUUAGGAAGUUCUUGCGUAGCGUGCGGCCCGACCGAGACCGGCUGCUCAAGGAGAAGCCCGGCUGGAUGACACCCAGGGUCUCUGAGUCACGAGCAGGACGCUCGAAGAAAGUCAAGAAGAGGAGCCUUUCUAAGGGCUCAGGACGGUUCCCUUUCUCAAGCACAGGAGAGCCCAGACAUGUUGAAACCCCCGCCACAAGCAGUCCCAAGGCCUUAGAACCCUCCUGUAGGGGCUUUGACAUUAACACAGCUGUUUGGGUCUGAA
This is a messenger RNA of Mus pahari (shrew mouse), 1005 nucleotides long. RefSeq names its product inka box actin regulator 2 (gene Inka2). Gene Ontology annotation, cellular component: nucleus. Bases 102 to 1004 code for a protein of 300 amino acids. The record is from RefSeq and is a predicted model, not a curated record. Lineage: Eukaryota; Metazoa; Chordata; Mammalia; Rodentia; Muridae. The transcript has 2 exons. Gene Ontology annotation, molecular function: protein kinase binding; protein serine/threonine kinase inhibitor activity.